Guyanagaster necrorhizus is the source of this 1566-nucleotide messenger RNA. RefSeq lists its product as uncharacterized. The transcript has 7 exons. The record is from RefSeq and is a predicted model, not a curated record. The coding region runs from base 185 to 1285 and encodes 366 amino acids. NCBI's taxonomy places the organism in Eukaryota, Fungi, Basidiomycota, Agaricomycetes, Agaricales, Physalacriaceae.
CAAUUGUUUGGUCAGGCGGCUCGAAUCCCACAAGGAAAAAUCUAGCCAGAACUGUUAUGACAAGUCUGAUGCGUGAUCCGGGGGUACCCAGUGCUAUGGGCAAGCGCUUAGUUUAACAAACAAUCCACACGUUCGCUGCUGUCUUGCGGAUCCCACCGUCUUCCUUCCUCAGACUGUCAAGAAAAUGUCCUACGCCGCAGAUUUCGGGCGCACUGUUUUCGACCCAGCUCCGGAUUAUGUCGCGAUAACUCGAAGUAACACCACUACAACAGGCUCAAGCACAUUCAGUCGCUCUCUGUCUGUCGACAAUCUCCGCAAGAACAGUCGAAGUUUAAGCCUUGGUGAUAGACCCUCCUCUGCACGCCGCACCACACGACAUGCUCACGAACGAUACGAAUACGCCUACGACAUCUACGCUGCUUCAGCCAAAAUGCAAUUCGUCAUAUCGGUUGAGCCCGUCCACGGAACCCCAACGCCAGGAAAAUACACCCUGACCCUCUCCCUCAGAGUCAACAAAAUGACGCGCUCCCUAUCUGAACCCGUAACGCUCAAACUCAGCGUGGACCCCCGACAACUAAACUUUGUCGUCUUCCUUAUUCCCGGAAAGACAAGCCUGCCCGUAGGAACACUCUUCUCAUAUCGUGUCUGGCUGCGAGUCAACGAAUUCUGUCAUCGCCUGUUCGGGGAGGACGACCUUUGGAUAGGGAAGGAUCCGGAUUUCUCGUGCAUUGCCGAUGCAUCGUUCGCCCGGCUAAGACGGGUGCUGCCCAGUUCCCAGGUGUAUGAUGCGCUCGUUGGGAGGGCCAAGGUUCAAUUUAUCAUUCGAUGGCAUCGCUUUAGCGAAUGCGUGUAUGAUUAUUCCUUGGAGUAUGAGUGUUGUGGAGUAGGAGCAGUCUUGUUCGAAGACCUAAGACUAAAACUUGAGUGUGAUCCGAGAGAAGUGACGUUCUGUAUCUAUACCGUUCCUUUAAAGUCCCUACCCGUCGGUGCAUCCCAUCGACUGCGGGUCUGGAUCAAAACCUCCUGCAGCGGACAAGCGUCGGAGCAUACAAUGCAUAACAUCACGCCCUUCACCGACUCACAUAUCUAUCAGCGAGUGUGGAAAUCGGACACCCUAAAAAUCGGCGCCAGACUCGACUUCGAUGCGCUGAGUAGCAAAAUGACGAUGGGCUAUAUGCAGGGCGGCCCCAAAACUGUGAUUACUACGAUGAGCUCGAGCGUUAAGAAGCGAUUUGGAUACACAGGCGCCAUUGGAGAAGAAAGCAAUGAGCCAGUGGAAAUAUGAAUAUGGACAUGAGUUUGAUGAUUCGUGACGUCAAGACUAGCAUAAUACGUGGAUACUUCCUUCUACUUUAUCCAAUUCAUGAUUUGAUUAUUGUACAGUUUUCUAUUUCUGUAAUAUGGUACACCCUCAUACAACUACUUUUGUCGCUAAAAAUUCGGUCCACUCCUUCUCUCCCCAACUGCUUGAGAUUUCGUUUGCAAUGAGGCCAUCCCAAAGGACCGUCGGAGAGACAUGAAUACCAUUUUGCCUCGAGAACUUGACUGUUACACCGGGGCCACAUG